AUGAACUCCUCAAAGAUCAUCAAUUUCAUUAUUGCAAUUUUCUUGCCACCAUUGGCUGUCUUCCUAGCCCGUGGUUGGGGUAUUGAAUGUAUUAUUGACAUUGUGUUAACAAUCUUUUUUUUCUUCCCAGGUAUGCUAUAUGCCUUCUACUGUGUAUUGUUCGACUAA
Eremothecium sinecaudum is the source of this 168-nucleotide messenger RNA. RefSeq names its product Pmp3p (gene PMP3). The transcript has 2 exons. The record is from RefSeq and is a predicted model, not a curated record. NCBI's taxonomy places the organism in Eukaryota, Fungi, Ascomycota, Saccharomycetes, Saccharomycetales, Saccharomycetaceae. The coding region runs from base 1 to 168 and encodes 55 amino acids. Gene Ontology annotation, cellular component: membrane.